GUGUGUGUGUGUGUGUGUGUGUGUGUGCGUGUCGCGCUGUGAGUGUGUGAACAUUAGGGAUGGGUGAUAUCUUAUCAUUUCUGAUAUAGUGGUAAAAAUUCUCCCCGUGAUAAGAAUUAGUCUUUCCUCAGUAAUAGUGCGAGAAGAACAGCAUGUAGAUAAAAGUCUAGUAGUUGAUGUGUUCGGGGCGAGGUGGACCUGACUUUAUCUCUACACUAGGACCUCCUUCUACAGGCUGGAAAUACUCUGGUCCUGGAUUGCGACAAAAUCUAUCUCCAAAUGAACUUCAUACAUUGGUGGAGUGUUACUUUUAGUGAUCAGACAUGGUUUCAUCACAGAAUGAGGCCGAAAUCAUACUGUUUUAUGUCAACAAGGAUUGCUUUAUGAAUAUAUCCUCACUUUAUUUCUGUAGUCCACUUUACGUUCUCCUAACCGUCAGUAACUACACGUCAACCAGCAGUCACUAGAGUAUUACUAGACCGUCUGCUCAACUCUUUAUUUUGAUGAGUCCACAACAUUUACAUUUAGUCGUUUUGCAUUUAUGCUUUUACCCAAAGUGAAUUACAAUCAGGGAAUAUAUGAAGCGAUUAAUCUUAAUAAAUCAAACAGACAGGAAGUGCUCGUAAUACCUGAGGUGCUGCUCAAAUAAGUACAAGCUGGAAAGGAAUAAAUAAAGACAACGUUUUUUUUAGUAUAUAUGAAUUUAGGAUGACGUCAAGUAGUGAGGAAUGAGAUGAGUUUUCAUCUGCUGUUUGAAGACCGGGAUCCAGCUCCAGAUAGGAGUGAGAAGAUCAUUCACCAGCGAGGAACAGAGAAGGAGAACGUUCUGGAGAGAUGAUACACUACAGACUGGUGAUGAGAAACCUUACAAUGCUGUCGAGGAGUGUGUGCUGCAUCUCAGUCUCGGCUCCGGCGGAGGUCAGCGUGGUCAGAGGAGGCACGGUGACCCUGACCUGCUCCUUCAGCUCCUCCAGCAGAAUCACCAGCCUCAUGUCCAUCGACUGGACCUUCAGACCCGACAGCGGCGGCCCCGCCAAGACCAUCUUUCACUUCUUUUCUCAAGCGUACCCGUCGGAGGAGGAUUAUUUUAAGGGUCGUGUGAAGUGGGCCGGGAGCCCGUCGCGGGGCGAAGCGUCCAUCCAGCUUCUAAACGCCUCGCUCACUGAUAACGGCACGUACACCUGCACCGUACGCAACCCUCCUGACGUCCACGGACAGCCGGCCCAGACCGUCCUCACCGUCACACACAAGAGGCUGUCUCUGAUGUUCACGGACGUGGGCGUGCUGCUGGUGUUUGUUCUGGCUCCGUCAGGAAUCAUCACGCUGGUGCUGCUCGCUCGAAUGCUGUGUCCCUGCUGGACCGAGUCCGAGAGGAGCCCCGCCGCCUUUCACUCGCCCAUCGAGGAGGUCACCGGGGAGGACUUCUUCUACGACCAGACCCAGCAGAAACCAACCCUGUGCUGCUGCUACUUUAAGGAGGAUGAAUACGAGGACCACUACAUGAUGCAUGAAAAACCACAUGAACACACCUUCACCGAGUCACAGUGUUAGACCAACAACUGCUUUGUGUGUGUGUGUGUGUGUGUCCAUUUGUGUGUGUUAAGAGUGCGUGUGUGUGUGAGCGUGUGUGUGUGAGCGUGUGUGUGUGAGCGUGUGUGUGUGAGUGUGUGUGUGUGUGAGCGUGUG
Puntigrus tetrazona (Sumatra barb) is the source of this 1686-nucleotide messenger RNA. RefSeq names its product myelin protein zero-like 3 (gene mpzl3). The transcript is spliced from 6 exons. The coding region runs from base 835 to 1551 and encodes 238 amino acids. The record is from RefSeq and is a predicted model, not a curated record. Lineage: Eukaryota; Metazoa; Chordata; Actinopteri; Cypriniformes; Cyprinidae. Gene Ontology annotation, cellular component: membrane.